Molecule: messenger RNA, 1758 nt
Organism: Lachnellula hyalina
Lineage: Eukaryota; Fungi; Ascomycota; Leotiomycetes; Helotiales; Lachnaceae
Gene: MAL61
Product: Maltose permease
Exons: 11
Coding region: 1-1758 (585 amino acids)
Biological process (GO): carbohydrate transport; transmembrane transport
Cellular component (GO): membrane
Molecular function (GO): carbohydrate:proton symporter activity
Source: RefSeq, a predicted model, not a curated record
AUGGCUACCUCCAAGCCGGCCGAUGAUAUCGUGUCUCACGAUGCUCCGCUGCACUUCCCGGCCGAGGACCACCUCAACCAGUCCAGUUCCAUGGACGAGCUCAUCCGCAAUGCUAGGACUGCCACCGACAGCGAGCAUUCUAUGAGCCUGCUCCAGGGCAUCAAGUUGUAUCCGAAGGCUGUCGCUUGGAGCAUGUUGAUCUCGACCUGUAUCUGCAUGGAGGGCUACGACGUGUGUCUGCUUAGUAAUUUCUACGGCUUUCCGCAAUUCAACAAGAAGUACGGAAAUGAAUUGGCAGAUGGAACGUAUCAGGUGUCUCCUGCGUGGCAAGCUGGCCUGAGUAAUGGAGCCAAUGUUGGAGAAAUCAUUGGUCUUUUCAUCAAUGGCUUCGUUUCUGAGCGGUUCGGCUACCGUUACACCGUCAUGACUUGUCUGACCCUAAUCAUCGCGUUCACGGCAAUCUUUUUUACGGCCAAGGAUGUAGUUUCCCUACAAGUCGCUGAAAUUCUUUGUGGAAUUCCAUGGGGUGUAUUUCAAACACUUACCAUCACAUACGCCUCCGAAGUAUGCCCAGUCGCAUUGCGUGGAUAUCUUACUACGUAUGUCAACUUUUGCUGGGGUCUAGGUCAAGUGAUCGGAAUCGGAGUCAUUAAGAGCAUGUUGGGUCGUACAGAUGAAUGGGCGUAUCGAAUUCCAUACGCACUUCAAUGGAUGUGGCCAGUCCCGCUUCUUGUCGGUAUAUGUCUUGCACCUGAGUCUCCUUGGUGGUUGGUUCGUAAGGGUAAGAUUGAGCAGGCAAAGAAGUCGCUUCUGCGCUUGACUAGCCUGAACAGAGAAACCAAUUUUGAUGCCGAUGAUACCAUUGCUAUGAUGGUCCAUACCACCGCACUAGAGGAAAAGGUAAAAUCUGCAUCCAGCAUAAAGGUCAUCCUGCUAACAUCACCCAACCAGAUUACAAAAGGAGCAAGUUAUUUGGACUGCUUCAGAGGUACUGACCUGCGACGAACCGAGGUAAUGCCGGCCUAUCGUCCGAUCCAUAUUGUUUGCAUGGUCUGGGCGAUUCAAAACUUGAGUGGCAACUCAUUCUCUGGAUAUUCCACUUAUUUUCUUGAACAAGCCGGUCUUGCAACUCCCAAGGCGUAUGAUUUUGCGUUAGGUCAGUACGGAUUCAAUAUGAUUGGCGUUUUCGGUGCCUGGUUUUUGAUGUCUCUUGGAUUUGGUCGAAGGUCGCUUUAUAUCUAUGGACUCUGUGGCCUCUGCUCCAUGCUCUUUAUCAUCGGAUUCCUCGGCCUUGUUCCAGAGGCCCAUAGAGACCAAGCAUCCAUCGCCACUGGUAGCAUGCUGUUGGUCUGGGCUUUGUGCUAUCAAUUGACAGUUGGCACCGUUUGUUACUCCUUGGUCGCUGAACUGUCCACUCGGAGACUGCAGAUCAAAACAGUUGUCCUGGGACGCAACCUCUAUAAUAUCGUUGCAAUCAUAUGCUCAACCAUCACGCCGUACAUGCUGAAUCCAACCGCUUGGAACUGGCAGAACUAUGCUGGGUUCUUCUGGUCCGGCAUCUGCUUCUUAUGCAUCAUCUACACCUACUUCCGUGUCCCCGAGCCCCAAGGCCGCUCCUUCGCCGAGCUAGAUCUCCUAUUCGAACGUGGAGUCAGCGCUAGGAAAUUUGCAAGCACCAGUGUGGAUGUAUUUGAUGACGAGGUGCAAGGAGAACUUGUUCUGCCGCGGAGAGAUGAGGAGAAGAAGAGCUAUGUAUGA